Messenger RNA from Sipha flava (yellow sugarcane aphid), 2087 nucleotides. Its product is annotated as esterase E4-like. The transcript is spliced from 11 exons. NCBI's taxonomy places the organism in Eukaryota, Metazoa, Arthropoda, Insecta, Hemiptera, Aphididae. The record is from RefSeq and is a predicted model, not a curated record. Bases 217 to 1932 code for a protein of 571 amino acids.
AUCCUGAAAUAGUGAGUGCACCUGCCUGCUGCGGUGCGGUUCUGCGGUGCGUGCGCGUGUGUUCGUAAAUAUUUGUUCACCAAUGAGUGUUUGCUACUCUAGCAUUAUUAUUAUUAAUUAAUUAAUAAUUAUUAAUUAUUAUCAUUAUUAUUAUUAUUAGCUCUAUUAUCCACUGAAGCGAGGAGUUUUUUUUUUGUUUUGUUCUUCCUAACCGCCAUGGGCUCAAUAUUCACUACGUUCAUCAAGUGUCGCAUUGGCGCGAUGAUCUUGUUCAACAAGCUGAUAAUACUGCUGUCCAGGAUCGUGCCCAGAAAGAAAAUGACUGUCAUUAUUGAGCAAGGUAUUUUGCAAGGGCAAUACUUUAAAACACGAUUAUCAAAUAAAUCUUAUGUUCGUUUUUUGGGAAUACCAUAUGCUAAACCACCUAUUCAAGAUUUAAGAUUCAAGUCUCCUGUCAAACAUCCAGGAUGGUCUGGUGUAUUUAAAGCAUUUUCAGAAGGGAAUAUGUGUAUGCAGCUUGAUGUUUUCAUGACCAAAAGAAUUAUUGGAAGUGAAGAUUGUUUAUAUUUAAACAUAUUUAUGCCUCAGGUUGAAGAAUUGGAUAAUGAAAAGAAAGCUGUUAUGGUGUUUAUACAUGGAGGGGCCUUUAGCUGUGGAUCUGGAACAUUAGAUUUUUAUUCUCCUGAUUAUUUGAUUGACGAAAAUGUAAUUGUAGUCACAAUCAACUAUCGCUUAAAUGUCUUAGGAUUUUUAAACUUUGGUAUUGACGAAUGUUCUGGCAAUAUGGGCUUAAAAGAUCAACUUUUUGCAUUGAAGUGGAUAAAAACAAACAUUUCUGCAUUUGGUGGUGAUGCUAAUAAUAUAACAAUUUUUGGAGAAAGUGCAGGAUCAGCAUCUGUUCAUUAUCAUUUACUUUCUCCACAAUCCACAGGAAUGUUUCAUAAGGCUAUUAUGCAAAGUGGAUGUGUUUUUAAUCCAUGGGCUUUUAAUGAAAACCACAAAAAAGCAGCUUUUAAGUUGGCUGAACACAUGGGAUGUCAAAAGGAUGACCCUAAAGAAAUAGUACAAUAUUUACUUAAUGUACCAGCCACUGAUUUAGUUAAAUUUUCAACUUUGAAGUUAAAAUUUGAAGGCCAAAGGGAUAUACUAAAUUUCCAGUUUGUUCCAACUGUUGAAAGUGAUGCGGUGAAUGAAAAAUUUUUACCAGCUCAUCCUGAAAUUUUAAUGAAAACAGCAUCACCAGUACCUAUAAUUUCUGGACUCAAUGAUCUGGAAGGAAUGAUUAUAUUUGCAGAUCAUCAUAAACCAAGUCAAAUUUUAGAAUACCACAAAACCGAUAAAAUUAGAAGACUAUUUGAAAGUAGUUAUACUGACGAAGUAAUUAAUAAAAUAAGAGACUUUUAUUUCGAUAAUCAUAGCCUUAUGAAUGAAACAACUAAAUUGGAAAAUACAUGUCAUAUGUUAAGCGAUGUAUUUUUUAUCAAAGAUUUUUAUCGUGGAUUUAAUCAUCUUCUUAAAAAUGGUCAGACACAAGUUUACAAUUAUGAAUUCAAAUUUAAUGGAGAACUAAAUGCUUGUAAAAAACUAAUGUUUGCUACAAGACCAAAUAUUAGUUCAUUAAAAGGUGCAUGUCACGCAGACGAGUUAAAUUACUUGUUUUAUGGACAAUUAUUUGGAUUUUUGCCAAAAUUAGAUUCUCCAGAGUUCAGAAUGUGUAGAACAAUGUGUAAACUAUGGUGCAAUUUUGCAAAAACAGGAAAUCCAAAUUCGUCAGAUUUAAGUUUUAUAUGGAACAAUACGAGUACAGAUGAUCCCAAGUAUUUAAUAUUAGACGGAGACAAUACACGUAUGGUUGAUGGAUUAAUAGUUAGUUCCAGAACACACUUUUGGGAAAAUAUAACGAAAUUAGCUCAAUUGAAACAAAAACUGUGAUUCUAUAAUUAAUUAUGACAAAUUAUAUAUAAAAAAAAAUCUUUACUUACAAUGUUUAUAAACAAAAAAUGUUAAUAUACAAAAAGUAUUGCAUUUGGUUCUUUGAUAUAUAUAUUUAUUUUUACCUUAUUAUUACCACAGAUACAUGAACAUUU